This is a messenger RNA of Vidua macroura (Pin-tailed whydah), 5127 nucleotides long. It is a transcript of the gene CA5A, whose product is annotated as carbonic anhydrase 5A. Gene Ontology annotation, cellular component: cytoplasm; mitochondrion. NCBI's taxonomy places the organism in Eukaryota, Metazoa, Chordata, Aves, Passeriformes, Viduidae. Gene Ontology annotation, molecular function: carbonate dehydratase activity; zinc ion binding. Bases 29 to 919 code for a protein of 296 amino acids. The transcript is spliced from 7 exons. The record is from RefSeq and is a predicted model, not a curated record.
UGAAGGUUUGGAGUGCCCGGUGGCAGCGAUGAGUGGGGUGAAGGUGACAGCCCUGGGGCGUCUCUCCAAGCUGCUGAAAACCCUCCGGGCUGUGCCAGCACGGCCCUGCAGCCUGGCUGCCUGCUCCCGGAACAACGCCAGGAAUGCUGCCUUGCAUCCGCUGUGGCAGAGCCCGCUGACAAUUCCCGGAGGCACCCGCCAGUCUCCCAUCAACAUCCAGUGGAGGGACAGUGUUUAUGAUCCCUUCCUGAAGCCUCUGAAAAUCAGCUACGACCCCACCACCUGUCUUCACAUCUGGAACAAUGGCUACUCCUUCCUGGUGGAGUUUGAUGAUUCUACUGAUAGAUCAAUCAUCGUUGGAGGCCCCUUGGAAAACCAGUACAGGCUAAAGCAGUUCCACUUCCACUGGGGAGCUAUCAACGACUGGGGCUCAGAGCACACAGUUGAUUGUAAAUUUUACCCAGCAGAGCUGCAUCUGGUGCACUGGAAUGCUGUGGAGUACCCGAGUUUUGAGGAAGCUGUGAUGGAAGGGAAUGGCCUGGCUGUUAUUGGAGUGUUCUUAAAGCUGGGAGCACGGCACGAGGGGCUGCAGACCCUGGUGGAGGCCCUGCCAGCAGUCAGACACAAGGACACUGUGAUCGAGUUUGAUGUCUUUGAUCCCUCGUGCCUGAUCCCUUCCUGCCCUGAUUACUGGACCUACGCUGGCUCCCUGACCACUCCCCCCCUCACUGAAUCAGUCACGUGGAUCAUUAAGAAGAAGCCAAUCGAGGUGGAUGAGGAUCAGCUGGAGGCCUUUCGGACGCUGCUGUUCACGUCGCACGGGGAGGAGGAGAGGAGGAUGGUGGACAACUUCCGCCCGCUGCAGCCGCUGAUGAACCGCACCGUGCGCUCGUCCUUCCGCCCCCAGCUCAGCCCCUAGCUAGCUGCACAGCACCCCCAGCCCGGGCUGCACAGCAUUUUCCAGCAUUUCUCCUUCCCUCCGUGCCCUUCCACUGCCAGUGCUCCUUGACUGUCCCCAGGGAGGCUGUGGGGUGUUGCACUACGACACGAAGUAACUCGCACACGGACGCUAGAUGUGAAAAGGGGAAAGAAAAGAGCUUAAAGAGAGGAUUUUAUUUUCUGGCUCCACUCUCUAUAGAAUAGUAAAAGUGGCAGUGGAUUGGAGGGUGAAAUUCCCACCUCUCCAACUACACUGGUUAAGCUAACAGUCUAUCAGUUCUCUCUACUUACAAAGAAGAAUGUAAAACAAUCAUUAUUUCAUUGAAUGGUGUGAGAAGAUUCAGUAGAAAUAUGUCAACAUCAGAAGGCAUAAGAAACUUUUAGAAGAACUUUAAAACUCUCAAAAAAAACAAAGUAACAGUGGGGUUUCUUAGUUUUGCUUUUUUUUUUUUUAUGAAGUGAGUAAUAUUAACCCUUAACGAAUUGAAUCGUUCUGAGGCAGGGGUCAAGAAGGAAGUACUAAGACAGUUAAAAAUAAGGAUAGGAGAGCUGGUCCCCUGCUCCUGCUCUGAAUUGCUCUGGGUUUCUUCAAAUGCUCUUUCAGUGCCUUGCAUGAAUUAAUAAUCCUGGGUAAAAAACGUUAAGAAGCAGGAAGUGGGAAAAAAAGAAAAAUAUCAGUACUUUGGUAUCAGUACAGGACUGAUCUGGUCCUUUUGGGGAAUUGUUUGAUGUCUGGGAAAAGAGCUGGAAGGGAACUAGCUUGUCCCAGAGACAUUUUACCUUUUUCCUUUCUCUUUGGAUGAGAGAAGGACAAAAAUGACAUUCCAUGUUUGAUAUGGGUGCCACAGAAUGCCCACUGUAACUACACCAGGAGCCAGAAGACUUUUUCUAAAACCUUUUAAUAACUGUAGUAGAAGCUUUUGGCUUUGGCAGCUUUUGUUUGUGUUAAUAAUCCAUCAGGAGAAGGGAGGAGAAGUGAAUUCACCAGUACCUCAAGACUGGCAAGAGCAGCAAAUUAAGUCAAAAUGUCCAGUUGAUGCCAGGAAACUGAUCACAUCAACAGAAGGCAAGAUUAGAUAAGGCCCAGCUGACCCUCCCAGUGGGAUUAGGAGGGCAAAAACCCAAACCAAUUCCUCCAACCAGUGCUAGGAGAGUGUGGACAAAACACAGCACUGAGAAAGGGCUUUUAUUUCAGUAACUCACAGAGCACCAGUGCUCUCUUCAAAGUUUUGCCUUGAGAUGUAUUUUCCUAUAAAAACACCCAGCUUCAGGAGCAGUGGGGACCAGUUUGUUUUUAUUGCACCUUAUGGUAACAAGGUCCAGUGGGGGUUGGGAUUGAUUUGUGGACCAAGCAGAGCUGCUGUGUGAGCUGCCAGCUCCGAGCCUUUCCCAGGAGCCCCGGGGAUCACUGACCUCUCACAUCCUACUGAACCUAAUUUUCUCUCAGGCACCUUUCUCUCUGGCCCUUCAUGCUCUGCUGUAUUUAGCAGAUUAAAUUCCUGCACCACAUUUCUGAUGAGGAGCAGCUCUGUCUGUGAUCUCCAUGGGUCCAGUCUCUUUCCUCCCUCUGAUUCCUGGUGGGAUUCAGUGAAGCCACAAUGCUAAAUCCAAACCUUUCCAAUUGGUACUUUGGUUUUUUUUUGAAGUCCAAGUAUUCAGUUUCAAAGCACUUUAACACUUUUCAGCGUGACCCUGAUGAUUUUAAGGGUUUGAGAUAGUGCUGAACCAGCUGAGUGCCCAGAUCCUGCCUUUUCCUUCCUCUCUAGCUCUACCUCAGGCUGCUGUUCUGGUGCCACAGUUGUGCCUUUGUCCCCUGCAAUGUGGCUUCUUCAUUUGAGUGACUCUGGGUGCUGAAAGGAAGGAAAUCUCCCUCUAUCCCAGUGUAGGAUAUUUUUCCUGUUGGGAAUUCAGUGGAGCUCUUUGCUUUCACCACUUCCCCCAAGCCCUCCCUGCCUGGGGGAACAUUUCUGUUCUGGUUGUGCCAUCUCCCUUUGGAUGGAGCUGGGAUUAUCCUGGGAUGGUGGAAGGUGUCCCUGCCAUGGCAGGGGUGGCACUGGAUGAGCUUUAAGGUCCUUUCCCACCCAAACCAUUCCAUGAUUUUCUGAUUCCAUGAUCUCAGUUGAACUCUGCAGGCUUUGCCAUCAUCACACAGAUUUUUGGCUACAAAUCCACAUCAGUGAUGAUUUUGCUGCAGAAUGAUACAUUCCAAAACAAAGCUGGAAGGAAUAUCUACAGUCCAGGGAACAGGAAAAGAAUUAUUUUACUUUUUGCCUGAAUAUAUAAUAAUUAUGAUCCAGUCAUUAAAUCUGAGAUAUUUAUUCAGUGCUGUUCUUGCAGACACUGGAGAAAGAUGGCAGCAGCUCAGAUAUUUUCUACUCAUUAAUAGAAAAAGUUGUAAUACAAAGAGAUCUUAAUGUUGCCUUUUAUUUAAAACCAGAGCUGUCUCAGCAGCACUGGGCUGUGGAUGCAUCAAUCUCCUUAUCACUUAUGAAUGGAUCUUUUAAAAAGCUUUUGUAACUGCUUUUGUAAUUUCCACUGAGUUUUUGGAUUUCUCUGAUCCACUGAGGAGAAUCACCAGCUGAUCCAGCUUUCCCAACAAACCCAAAACCCAGAUUAUUUUAGGGAUCUGCCAGGGUGUAACUGUUUAACUUCAGCUGCUCUGGAGUUCUGUAGCAGCCUCACGCUCACUGAGUUCUCCAUGGUUUGCUCCACUCAAUCAGAUUUUCCCUCCUGGAUGUGUAAAUCCCUUUUGAACCACCUGCAUCCAUCAGAGGGAAUGUGGGAUAUCCCCUUCCCAGUGAUCCAGUUAAAGUUCUCACAGAGAUUUAUUUAAAGUUCUGACAGAGAUUUACUUUGUUCAAGUAUUGCCAUGGAAGCUUUGUUAGGGAACAGUGAAUUACCCAGUGAUACAGUUAAGCUGUGUCCAUAUUUCCAUCAAAUCACACCUGUUAUUACUGACAUAAAAUGAAGAAAUUCCAAUUUCAGCACUGAUCACUUCAAAUACCGGGAAACAGGGUUAAUGUAGAUAAAAAACAACUCUACUAUGCUACAAAAAAAAAGUUUUACAUGGAUUUUGUUACAUUUAUUUUGCUGUUUCUUGAGUCCUGCAUUUAUGUGUAGUGUUUUUAGCAUCUCCUUAAGGCAGGCAGGAGCUCAGCUGCAGGCAGAUUGUUGGAAUUAAUCUGGAAAUGAACAUACUGAGGGUCUUUUGUUUGUUUUUUUCCAAUUCUAAUUUUCUGUUACAAUGACUUUAUUGACCUUGUGAAUGUAAACUUUAGGAAAAUAAUUGUGUUUAAAUCAAGAGAUGGGAUAGAAUUCCUGUGCCUUAUUCUCUCAGUUCUGUGUGGAAAGAUGAUUUGAUUGUUGGGUUAGAGCUGAUUUUGCACAAUUAAGUUAAAAAGGAAUCUUUGGGCUCUUUUGGGUGGCACAGUACACAAAAGGGUCAAAGCACAUAUUUGUAUUUUCCUUGCAAAAGAGUCACUUUAUUAGUAAAUACUGCCCUGGGAGGCAUUCCUGGGGCAGCAAGACCCAGGAAUUAAAGACUGUCACAGGAAUAAUUCUGGGACAACUCCCUGCAAAGGGAGGAGAAGGUUUGGAGGUCUGUGCUGGUCUGAUUCCAGCUGCCUUUCAGGAUUCCUCUGGAAUGCUGCUCUCACCUUGUCCUGGGUGACUCCACAGUGGGGACAACUUCCUCUGAGGUUGGAAUGUUUGAUCCCUGUUCCUGCAUUCCAGAACUUUCACUCUUCAGGUGUUCCUGCCCACUUUUGUGCUGCCUUUUCUGUCAGGAACGACAGGAGGGUCUCCCCUGGUUUUGGAAGCUCCAGAAUUGGAGUUUGCUUUGAUCUCCACAGGGUUUUAGAGGACUGGAAUUCUGCUUUGCAUGAAGGGUCCCCUCAUGCCUUAAUUUGGGAUGUUUUAAUUUGUAUUUCCUGACACAUCUUGGCUUUUCUUUUUUCUUUGUGCAUCUCGUUUUUGUGGCCUUUAUGAUGUUGUGUAUUUAAUGUGUGUUACCUGUCUGAUCAUAACUGAAAUCACUGUCUGCAGACAGCACCUGGAACAGGGAAUGCUUUAUGUUUUCCUGGGAUGCAGGCCCUUCCCCAGAGUUUUUCCCUAAUGUACAGAACCCUUCAGCUGCAUUUUACACUGUUACAUUAGUGUGCAACUACAAUAAAGGAACAGAGAAACCCA